Molecule: messenger RNA, 3719 nt
Organism: Monomorium pharaonis (pharaoh ant)
Lineage: Eukaryota; Metazoa; Arthropoda; Insecta; Hymenoptera; Formicidae
Gene: SerRS-m
Product: serine--tRNA ligase, mitochondrial
Exons: 5
Coding region: 238-1665 (475 amino acids)
Biological process (GO): mitochondrial seryl-tRNA aminoacylation
Cellular component (GO): mitochondrion
Molecular function (GO): ATP binding; serine-tRNA ligase activity; tRNA binding
Source: RefSeq, a predicted model, not a curated record
CAACACCGACCACCGACGGCACUGGACGGCACCGACCACCGACCACUGACGGCACCGACCACCGACCACCGAUCUGGUUUCCUGUUCGGGUCAAUCCAGGUUGGUCCAGGUCUGGGUAGGUCCGGCAAAAGUUUGUGGGGGGGGGGGGCCCUAAGAUUCAAUCGCUUCGUGCAAAACUGCGUUGAAUCACGUUGAAUGAAUACAAUUUUGGUUUAGAGAUAGCUAAAGUGAAUAAUUAUGAGAUUUAAUCUUCAACAAAGUUUUAAGUUCUGUAGAUUGCGGCAUUUCUGGCUACACACAUUGCCGACAGAAGCAUUGAAGGACAAUGCAACAAUUGAUACAAGAUUACUUCUGCCAGAACCAGAAUACAACACUAACUUUUUAUGUAAUCCUGCAAACCGUGACAUUAUUUUUAACAAUAUUAAAAGGCGAAAGGGCGUCGGAGACAUUGACAAAGUCCUCGAGUAUUCCAACAAUCCUGAAAAACAAGAGUUGUUUCUGCAAGAAUUGAGCAAAAUACCAAACUGCACCCACCCUGCAGUGGUUGAAUAUGGUAACGAGCCGAGGUUGCUGAAGGAGUGCGGCAGGAAGCCAGAAUUUGUCUUCGAGCCAAAAGAAUUUGGCGAACUGGCCAGCAAUUUGAAAGCGAUAAGAACAAACACGCUAGGUCCCAUCACUGGACAAAGAAGUUACAUACUUUUAGGUGAUUUGGCAGAAUUGGAGGAAGCAUUAAUUCAGUAUUCACUCAAAAGAUUAAUGGAGCAUGGAUUUAAGUUGUUGACGGUACCUGACAUCAUCCUUACUAAGAUUAUCGAAAAAUGCGGUUUAAUAGUGGAUGAUGGUCGAACCUUGGUAUAUAAUUUAAAUCCUUAUUAUGGAGGCAACUACAGUCUGUCUGGAACUGCGGAGAUGUCAUUAGCUAGUAAAUUAAUGAAUACUGUGCUUUCCUAUGACAUGUUGCCGAUGAAGUUAGCCGCUGUCAGUCGAUGCUAUCGCGCAGAAGGUUCGGGUACUCUAGAUGAAAGAGGAAUCUAUAGGGUUCAUCAAUUCACCAAAGUGGAGAUGUUUGUUUGUUCUGAGCCAAACCAAUCCGAAGAGGUGUUUCAAGAUCUUCAAAAGAUACAGGAGGAACUUUUCUCUUCGUUAGGAUUACAUUUUCGAAUAAUGGAUAUGCCAUCAAUUGAUUUAGGUUCACCAGCUUAUAGAGUGAGCUAUACACCUGAAAAAUCUCUGCUCUUCUUGAAUACAUCGCAGCUGUCGAAUAUCAUCCCACCAGAGCAAACUUUCCAUGCUAUGAAGCAUUUACGGACAAAACUCCGACAAAAAUGCGACAUGGAAGGCUGGAUGCCCGGAAGAAAGUUGUAUGGUGAAUUGUCCAGUUGUAGUAAUUGUACGGAUUAUCAAUCGAGACGUCUCAAUAUUAGAUAUAAGAUGAAAGACGGAAACAUAACUCACGUGCACACGCUCAAUGGCACUGCGUGUGCAAUACCUCGUAUGUUAAUAGCGUUGUGCGAAACUUAUCAAACGAAACACCAUCGUAUCGCCGUGCCAAUUGAAUUGAUACCUCUAAUGAAGGGCAAAACGCUCAUUAAGAAGCAAUCAAUUGCAGAUAUGAGACCUUAUAAAUAUAAACAAAAAUUAAAUAUAAAACAAAAAUCUGAAUAAAGUGUAAAUAUAAGAAACUAUUCCAACUAUGUUGCGCGACGAAUGCUAUGAUCAUAAUUGAAUCAAUUUUCUUCUAAUAUAGUCUCUAAAAAAAGACAUCUUCCAAGAAUUACUUUAAGAUGUAAAAAAUUUCUUUAAAAAUUUUAUUUAUUUGACAACCCUAUGUUGUAUAUUUGCUUAUUCUAUAUACAGCCGUAUGACAUAAAACAUUGCCUUACAGCUGUAUUUUAAUAAUAUUACAAUACAGUCGUACAUAUUACAACAUUUUAUCAACAUUAUUAAAGUACAGAUAUAUAAUAUGAUAAUAAUAUUGCAACAAUACUUGAGCAUAUAAAAAUAAAUUGUUUAAAUUUAAGUAUGUACAUACGCGUGCACUUUAUUGAUUUAUUAAGCUUAUAAACAGUUUUGUACGUUAAUUUUAAAAGUCUUGCAUUUAAACUUAACAUGAUAGUCACGUGGAACUUUUUAUAAAUGUUGAGUAGUAAUAAUUUUUGCAAUUAAAAAAAUUUUGAAUUAAAAUACAAUUAAUUUUGUAAUUUGGUAUUUAUAGCAAAAUGUUUUAUAGCAAAAUUUCAACGUGGUCUAAAGCUAAAAAUUACAACAUUAUUUAAAUCGUGACCCAUCACAUUAAGCUAUUCAUGCUUCAUGAUUGUUGUCUAAAAGGAUAUAAUGGGAUAUAACAACAAGGAUAUAACAAACAGUCAUAAUGCACGAAUAGCUUGAUGCGUUUACUGGCCCCGAAUGCGGCAAAGUUCAAAUUAAAGCGCGACAGAAAAAACAAUUCAUAUUAAAAAAAAUAAUUUACGGCUUGCAAUUCUGUACUUGUGUUCAUUAAAUACAAAUUAAAUUCAAAUUAAAACAGUGCACAAUUAUUAAUAUUAUGAAAAAUUAUUGUUACGUAUCGAACUUUUGAUUCUCAAUUAUUAAUAUAAUCUUUGUAUAAUUAAUAUUUUCCAGAAGAAAAGGAGCCUUAUAAAAUUAAAUUUGUGUAAAAUUGUAUACGUGAUUCUAUUUCUAACGUUGUAAUUUAUCAAGGUAAAACCAAAUGAAAAAAAUCUAUUAUUAUUAUUAAUUUUAUGCAAAUAAUAAGUUAUGCUUAUCUUAAUGUUUCUCUGCCGAUACUUUUCCCAGGCCUGCAUCUUCUCCUCUUCUUUCACAGGACACUCACGAACAACAUUUUAAUUCACUUAAAAAAGAAAAAAAACGAAUACCGAAAAUUGAAUAAAUAAUCGCUUUCCAUUAAUGCUAUGUGUUUUGUAAUUAUCAAGAGAUUAUUAAAAAAAGAGCUAAGUAUUCUAUGCGCGGGUCAGCAAACUGCUAAGAAGAAUAAUAUAAAAAUAAGUUAAUUCCAAGAAACAAUUAUUAGUUUUUAAAUAACAUUAAUCUGAUUAAUCCGUUUUAAUAAUAAAAUCUAUAACUAACUUUUAAUUUUAAAUAAAGGUUAUACGGAAAUUUAUGUUUAUAAUAAUAAUCUGAAUAAUAAAAUAAUAUAUUUAGUUAACAUUAAUCAGUUGAAAAGUCAAAUUCAUUUAAACUGAGACGUUAUAACAGGAUUAAACUUGUCUGAAUACUUUUGUACACAGGAACAUUAAUGCUAGAAAUAAACAUGGCCUUUAUUACUGUGUUAUAGACACUGUCUAAAUUCUUGGCAUCUUUUUUUAAAUUUAUGGUAUUGGUAUUCUUUAUGAAGAAUAUUUCGGCAAUCUCUCUUUUUCUUCUAUUAUUUCCGUAAUAUAAAAUGUACGGAAAUUGCCAAUCGAACUCGUGGUUCAUUGUCAAGCGAUGUGUACUAAUUACUGAGUGGCCACUUCCAUGUUUCUUUAUAUCAUGUUUUUUUAUAUCAUUCAUGUAUCUUUAUAUCUUUCAUGUUUUUUUAAUAUCAUUUUUGUAGCGUCUUUUAAAUAUAUACUUUUGUAAUUUUAGAAUUGUUUGUAAAUUCGCUGCUGCGGACUGCUUAACGAUUGUCGUCUCGCAAUCUACGUGUAAUCACUUGACAAGGACCAUGAUUGAAACGUCGUAAAUGUUUAACUUAAUAAAGGAAAUUAACCAGUCAA